CGAAUAUUGUAAAAAGGGAAUAAAAAAGGAAUAUAAGGGUGAAAACGAGUCGAUUCAGUUUCAGCUUUAAUUUAGCUUUAGCUUUAAUGCUUUUUGCCGGGCAAACACUGGUUAUCAACAAGAGGGAUGAAUUUAAUCUUCCUCAAGUACCCAUCAUCCUUUUCAUCUUGUCUUCUUUGUGUGUGUGAGAGAAAGAGAUUAGACGAGAAGAGGGAAGAAAACAAAGAAGGAAAGAAACAAUGGAGAUCUUAUCACAGAUGUGGUCGUUUCUGGGGCUUCUCACAGUCCUGCAGAACGUCUUGCCAUCACAACUCCUCUCUCUCCUCCACUCAUUCUACGAGUCCCUCCAAGAUUUCUUCAGUCCUUACUCUUACUUCGAAAUCCCUGAGUUUAACGGCCACUACGGAGUCGACGUCAACGAUCUCUACCGCCAUGUCAACCUCUAUCUCAACUCCGUCGACCCUUCCGCCACCUGUCGUCGUCUCACUCUCACUCUCUCCAAGACCUCCAACCGAAUCUCCUUCACCAUUGCACCCAACCACACCGUCCAUGAUUCCUUCAAUGGCCACCGCGUCUCCUGGACCCACCACCUCGAGACCGUCCAAGACUCUAUCGAAGAGAAACGCAGCUUCUCUCUCAAGCUCCCCAAGCGCCACCGUCGGACUCUCUUGCCGUCCUAUCUUGAAUUUGUCUCCACACGCGCCGAGGAGUUCGAGCGCGUCUCCCGCGAGCGUCGACUCUACACCAACAACGGCCACGGCUCAUACGAGUCAGGAUGGGUCUCCGUUCCGUUCCGCCACCCUUCCACGUUCGACACGCUCGCUCUUGAGCUCGAGUUGAAGGAACAGAUAACCGAAGACUUAACAGCAUUUGCUAACGGGAGAGAGUUUUAUCACAGAGUCGGACGGUCGUGGAAACGUGGGUACUUGCUGUACGGCCCACCCGGCUCCGGCAAAUCAAGCUUGAUUGCUGCCAUGGCGAAUUUCCUGUGCUACGACGUUUACGACCUCGAGCUUACGAAGGUUUCGGAUAAUUCAGAGCUACGAGCAUUGUUGAUACAGACCACCAACCGUUCGAUCAUCGUGAUCGAAGAUAUCGACUGUUCACUGGACCUUACCACCGACAGGCUUCUUAAAACGAAGAAAUCAUCGCCGUCGAUCAUGGAAAACGGUGACGGUGGCGAAGAGAACGGCCGGGUGACGCUUUCCGGCCUGCUUAACUUCACUGAUGGGCUAUGGUCGUGCUGUGGAGAGGAGAGGAUUAUCGUUUUCACUACCAACCAUAGGGACAAUGUCGACCCGGCGCUUGUUAGAUGCGGGCGAAUGGACGUGCAUGUUAGACUUGGCACGUGCGGGAUACAUGCGUUCAAGGCACUAGCGAUGAACUACCUCGGACUGGAGUGGCACGUGUUGUUCCACGUGGUAGAGAGCUGCAUCAGGGCCGGUGGGGCCCUAACGCCAGCUCAGAUCGGAGAGAUCCUGCUGAGGAACAGGAGAGAUGCUGACGUGGCAAUUAAAGCUGUUGUAUCGGCUCUACAAGAGAGUAUAAGUUUGAGGAGAGACCGGAAUCUGAACCUGACGACGGAAGGACGUCCCCAGCCUCCGGAGGCUUUACCAGACUAUGCGGCGAGGUCGCUGGAGAGCAUCGACCGGAUGUUGCUGGAAUCGCCGGAAAACUGGGAAUCUUCACCGCCGGGGAAAGUGAGAGUGAAGAGGAGGAAAGAGGGGUCCACUUGGGAUAGAAAAGUCAAGUUUUUAAUGCGGUUAAAAUCGUUGACCAAAUCGGACCCUGGAAGGAGUGGACCGCGAGCCUAAAUUUUUUACCAAAGGAUUUUCGAUUCUCAUUGGACGUUGAUUGGGUGAAGCGGCUUACAUGAUACAUGUGUAUAGGCCCAUCGCCUUAAGAAAAUACCCAACCCAACACCAACGCCGUUAGUUAAUACCUAAAAUCUUUUAAAUGAAUGAACUUUUUUCUUUGGCUAAGUUUGUUUUCAAGGAAUUUAAUUUGCAUUGAAGCAAAAGUAUGGGAAUGCAGAUGAGCUAAAUGUAAAUUCUGAUAUGUAGAGUGCAAAAUCUUA
Molecule: messenger RNA, 2077 nt
Organism: Nelumbo nucifera (sacred lotus)
Lineage: Eukaryota; Viridiplantae; Streptophyta; Magnoliopsida; Proteales; Nelumbonaceae
Source: RefSeq, a predicted model, not a curated record